UGAAGUGGAGUCCACGAAAUCUGGUAUAAAAUCUGUAAAGUGGAGCAAUCUUUAAUGCAACAGUGACAGAAAAUUAUGACGUGUAUCAAACGAGAAUUAAAUUCUGUAAAAGAAGUAUGUCUAGUUAAAAAAGUCCCGUAAAAUCUCGUGAAGUAGAAUCCACGAAAUUUAGUAUAAAAUUUGUAAAGUGGAGCAAUCCUUAAUGCAACAGUGACAGAAAAUUAUGACGUGUAUUAAACGAGAAAUAAAUUCUGCAAAAGAAGAAUGUCUAGUUAAAAAGUCACGUAAAAUCUCGUGAAGUAGAAUCCACGAAAUUUAGUAUAAAAUCUGUAAAGUGGAGCAAUCCUUAAUGCAACAGUGACAGAAAAUGACGUGAUUAAACAAGAAUUAAAUUCUAUAAAAGAAACAAAAUUUUAAAAAUGGAGCAAGUUAUGGGAAUUUCGAAAGGAAAGGUCCUUAAUCUGAAUCUUUGGAAACAAAACAUCUUUGAACAUUGUGGGACUUGCUGCCAAAAUGUUAUUAAAGGACUUACACAUCAAAAUUCAUAAAGAGGAUUGAAGUAAGAAAAAAAUAUGGCCGAGAACGGAGGACCGACGGAGGAGACGGCAAACGGGCAGUGUGACUCGAGGAUGCCGCAUAUAUCGACGUCAAACGAAAAUAGACAGAUUCACGAAUCGCCGAGAUACACGUUGGCGAGCAUAAGCUCCGGGACGGCGUUUAACUUUGGUGUCAGGACUGCGGAGCGCUCGAGAAUAUUCGCGGGCAAUAUCUCCUCCACCAUUCAAGGGAUUCGUCCUCUGAUACAGCAGGCAGCGCCUAACAUAACGCUGUCGUCGCUCUUGGCCAUUCAUGGACUCCGGAAUCAGGUCCACCCAGCCGCGUUACCGAGCGACAGCUAUGUGAUCAAUCUGGAGGAUCCGGCGACGAACGGCGCGAACGGCUCUCACGAUGAACCUGCGCGCAGCCAUCACCACCAUCAUCACCAUCAUCACAUAGCGUUGCCGAGCAAUUUCUCGAGCAACGCGCACGAGACCGCGAGCGAGGUUGUCGAGAACCACAGCAAUAACAACGCCUCGGAGAACACCGCCAACGGCAACGUCCAGCUGGGUCCGGAGACUCGGGCGAUGCUGAAGCACCUUCAGCAGUACGUUCCCUUCGUCACCAUCCUGCUCGCCAAGGGCCUCUACGAUCACCGAGCCGGCAUACUCACGUUCGUUGUGCUACUCGUCACGUUCAUUCACGCUAACAACGACGUUAAGCGCGAGAUCGCCAAGCAGCACAAUCGGAGUUGGUCGUUGCUCAUGCUGAUCCUCUGCUACAUCACCGCGUGCAUCGUUUUCGUCGUCUACACGUUCAAUCUCUACACCCUCGCUCCCUACGCCGAGCCGCUCACCAUCUGGGAUCUGCUCUGCUACGUCACGGUGAUGGAUUUCUUCCUCAAGCUCAUCACCAUCGUCUGCAAGGUUCUCCUGACUUGUCUACCGGUACGAUUGCUGGCGUUCCAGAAUCGAGGAAAAUAUUAUCUUAUGAUGGAAGCGAUGUCGCAACUUUAUCGAUGCGUCGCGCCUGUCCAGCCGUGGCUGUACUACCUGCUCGAAACGUACCAAGGUCCGGAGAAAGUCGUGGGGAUUUUUUUCUCGAUAAUGUAUACAAUGAGCAAGGGCAGCGAUCUACUGUCGCGUCUGAAACUAUUUCGCACCGCUGCGUGGAAACUGUUCCAAAACGUGAGCCUCGGAGUAUCUCCGUCGAAGGAACAGCUGAUUGCAUCCGGCGGUAUAUGUGCCAUUUGUCACGAGGAGUAUACCACACCGGUUAGACUUCAUUGUAAGCAUAUUUUCUGUGAGACGUGCGUCUCGACGUGGCUUGACAGAGAGCGAUCGUGUCCCCUGUGUCGCGCGUCCAUCACAGACGAUCCGAUUUAUCGGGAUGGCCAUACAACACACUUCAUUCAAUUGUAUUGAUUCCGUCAAUUGUCAUCUCUCUAAAGAGAAUAAUUUUUGUACAGUUUUUUAUUGCUAGAUAAAAAUGUAAGAGGUUCCGUUAACGGCA
Wasmannia auropunctata (little fire ant) is the source of this 2049-nucleotide messenger RNA. RefSeq names its product RING finger and transmembrane domain-containing protein 2-like (gene Rnft2). The coding region runs from base 573 to 1961 and encodes 462 amino acids. Gene Ontology annotation, biological process: positive regulation of ERAD pathway. The record is from RefSeq and is a predicted model, not a curated record. Gene Ontology annotation, molecular function: ubiquitin protein ligase activity. The transcript has 5 exons. Lineage: Eukaryota; Metazoa; Arthropoda; Insecta; Hymenoptera; Formicidae.